Molecule: messenger RNA, 3726 nt
Organism: Pseudozyma flocculosa PF-1
Lineage: Eukaryota; Fungi; Basidiomycota; Ustilaginomycetes; Ustilaginales; Ustilaginaceae
Exons: 3
Coding region: 1-3726 (1241 amino acids)
Source: RefSeq, a predicted model, not a curated record
AUGCCGACCGGCCAGAGGGCGUCGUUCCUUGACGGCGGCGAGCAGGCGAAUGCGGUCCGCCCUGCUCGCGGAGGAGGGUGGCUGGGCCAUCGCCUGAGGCAGAGCUCUGCCAGCCGCCCGUCUGCAACCAGCAGCGGCCGGCCCCGGCUGGACUCGCUGCGGGCACGCCGGGAUCCCUCGUCUCAGUUUGCCUCGCGCAGCGCCUCGCUGUCUGCGCAGCGAGCCCAGCAGCAGCGGUCCAAGGAGCGCUACCACUUUUCGCAGGUGUACGAGUCCCGGCCGCGCUUCCCUGAGGAGCCGUUCGCGUCGUCUCUGCAGGGCCUCGAGAUCGAUUCUCGCUGGGCGCGGCUUCACCACGCGCUCCUGCCGCUCUUAGUCUUCUACCACAUCCCUCUGACCCUCUUCCUCGACUUCCACGCGCUCUUCGCGCUGGUCGAGGUGGCGGUCCAUCCGGACAGCGGGCAGGCCGGCGCCACAACGGCCUGGUGGGUCGCCGUCGGCAUCUACGCCGCAUCCUUGGCGCUUUGGUUCGUCGGCGUCGUCAUCAUCUACGAGGCGCUCUGGCAAUACGCGAGGCGCUGGUCGGUCGGACGACCUCUGGCGCUGCCCGUCUAUCUCUCUGCUCCCGCCCGAAACCUAACCUCGAUCCGGUCCUUCAGCCUCUUCUCGCUGCUGCAUAGCGCCAGGGUCAUGGCGGCGAGGCGCGACUUUGCCAUCGAGACCUUCUGGUUCUACUCUCAGAACUGGCCGACGGUCCUCACGCUGCUUCCGCGCGCCGCCCUCUGCGUGGUGCUGCUGGUCCUCUACCGCACAUCGGGACCACCGCUGGCCACCGAGGGCACGCGUGAGGCGACCAUCUUCAACGCCGCCACCGGCCGGCUGACGACCUACACCUUCGUCAUCCUGCUGGUCAAUGCGGCGUGGGCCGCAUGGCGUCUGGCCGUGCUGGUCGCGUCCUGGAUCGGCCUGCUGGUGAUGCUUGGCUGGAGGUCGGUCUCUGAGCGCAACAAGGACGGCUACAGCUUCGGCUCCCUCGCUGGACCAGAGCACAGGCGAGAGGGUAGCCGGCGCCACCUUUUCCAGGCGUCGGACCUCGAAGACGAGCGGGCCCACCCCAGCGACGCCGCCGACGCGAUCCACCAGCUGCCUCGAUGGGCCUGGAAGCUGAGGGCCGAGGAUCGCCUGCGGACGCUGCUGCUCGAUGCGAGUUCCGAUGCCGCCGGGGACCUGAGCGGCGACGGCGUUGGAUAUGGCGACGACCCGUACGCGACCCGGCCGAACAGCGAGAUGGUCGAGACCGCCCGCUGGUCCCGUCUCUACCCAGCCGACGACCAGCCCACCUCGAUGGCGCAGGUGAUGCGCGAGGGCGGCGCAGACGCCGAUCAUCAGAUGGCAGGGCACCGCGGGCAGACGGACCCACCGCCUGCUAUGGCUCCAGGGGGCGGCUCAGGCCUUCCUGUGCCGGCCCCCGCCAUCGCCUUUCCACAAGACAGCUUUGAUGACCGCGACCCUCUCGAUGACCGCCUCCCUGCCCGCGCGGCCGGCGGCGACGAUGCCAGCGAUCACUAUUCGCCCGUCCCGACGCCGAUCGGCCGGACCACGCGUUCAAGAGAGCAGCUGCGAUCCGACAGCCUCGGCAGGGCUGCAGCGUGGACCACGUUGCCAGCGACGGCGAGCGCAUCGAUGCCUGCCGGGGCCGACCUGGAUCUGCCAGAUCGCCACUAUGGCGAGGGCUCCAACGACGACUACGCGCUGUACCGGCCGACGCCGCCGACGUUUGAGCCGAUCACGCUGGCCUCGUCCGAGGACGCCUCGCCCGACGAGCCUUCGCCCUCGGACUCGCCGAUCCUCAGCGGGCGCAGGAGGAUCGUGUCGAUGCAGAGCUCGGACUUGCACAGCACCAACGCCGUCCUUUCGGACAUGAGCUCCCCCGUGGCCACACGCAGGCGAGCAUCGCGAGGCCAGAAGAGGCCGCGAAGCUCGCCCUCGGCCGAGGGUCACGAUCCUGAGGCAGGGGCGACGUCCGGAGCCGAAGCCAGUCAGAGGCAGGGCUCGGCCGAUGUCGAUGACGCUGCGGGCUCUGAAGUCGGGCACGGCGCUGUUCAGGGAGCCCAGGGGCCUCGCGGUCAGGAGCACGGCGACGUCGUCGUCAACCUGGUCGAGGUGCCGCUGACGCCGGCCGCCUUCAGCCGGGAUGCCGCGUCGAUCAUCCUGCGCCAGAGCCGGACCCGUUCGAAGGAUGCCGUCGCCGAUGGUGCGGAGUCGCAGGCGCCCGCCGAGAGUCGCAAGGGCAGCCAACGGGCUCCCCCUUCGCCGCGCAUGGACGCCCUGCUCGGACAGGACGACAAGGCGACGAGCUCCCCGUCCGGCUCGCACGGCUUCCACAAGCUGGACGGGUCUCCCAACCUCGACAACGGCUCCUUCAGUGACGUCAAGCACGGCAACAACGGCGGCUCAGUGUCGUCGACAAUGGGACUCGGCCUGAUGGGCCAGGGAUCCCUGCCGCGCAAAUGGCCGGCACGGCGGUGGAGCCUGACCGGCUCGCGACCGCAGUCUGGCGAGGGCGCGCCGUCGGCCGAAGCCUCGAGCGGGGCCGGAGCGGGCGGUUCCAAGACGUCUCCGCUCCCCUCGUUCGCGGGGCUCUUACCGUUUGGCGGCUCGCGCAACAGCUCGCGCAAGAAUGUGACGGCGCUUGACGGCGGCGCCUCGUCCGACGAGCUGCACGGCGUCGAUCCGGAACAGUCGAGACGAGCUGGUCGAGACUCGUGGCUGAGCGGCAAGGACGGCAGUCACCCUGGGUCUCGACAGAGCGGCGGCGGCGGCGACGGGUGGUGGACGACGCUGUUCGGCAGCACGAGCUCGAUUUCGCUCUCGAGGCGCACCGAGCUGGCGGCCGACGUCACCGUCGCCACGCCAGAAAAGGGAUCGCCGAGCCGGAGGCAGGAGCAGAUGGAUCCCCAGCCGUCGCCUCCGUCCGCAGCGGCACCGAGCUGGCACUCUACUCCCAAAGCGAGUCGGCCGACGCUCGGCGCCGAUCCCAUGCCCGCUUUGGCUGGUCAACCUUUGCCGGCGACGCCGAUGGCAAACGCAACGACCACGACGAUGGCGGAGGCGGACGCCGAUGCGCCUGCUGGUGCCGGUGCUGCGGCUCCUGCUCGAGCAGCCCUGAUGGCGCGGACGGGCUCGUCGGACAACAGCCGUGGCUCGCAGGACUCGACCAUGUCCGACGACUCCGAGGAAGGACGGCUGUGGGCCUCGUUCCCGGACCAGUCGCGGCGUCACCCGCCCGGGCUGAUUGCGCUGAGCAUCGAGCAGCAGAUUGCCGAGGCGCGCGCAGCCGCUGCGGCCUAUGCGUCGUCGUUGUCGCCGUCGUCGGCGGCCGAGGAUACAUCGACGUCGACGUCGACGCCGCGGCCCGUGUCGAUUGCGUCGCCUGCCCUUGCCACUCCCCCGCCAGCGGGCAGCUCGUCGCCGCACAUGGCCUCGCUGUCGAGCUCGCUGAGCGAGAUGCCGCUGAGCCCGUCGCUGGGCGGCCUGCACGCGAUCCGAGAGGAGAGCUGGUCGUCGUCGCUCGAGUCGGGCGCGGAUACGUCGGCGUCGGACGCGGGCGACGAGUCGCGCCCCAGCCUGCCGCGGCGUCGUGGCGUCCUGCACGAUGAGCCGCUCGAGCAUCUGACCAAUGGGCCGGAGAGAUCAGAGGCCGAGGUUGCCACCCCGAGGCACUGA